GGGUAACAAAUGACUUGCUCUGCACUUAAACUUGACAUAAUGCAGAUAUCAUAUUGUAAAGUGCCACACUGUGGAUUCUCUCUCCCUCCUUCCCUUUCCCACCCUCAUAAAGAGUCACCAGGUAAUUUAUCCCAAAGGAAUGUGGUUGAUCUUUCCGGAUACUGGUAAACAAAGAACUGGAUGGUCCCAAUCCUUUGUGAAGAUGCACAUUCUUGGUCACUCAGCCGGGUGUUUCCUUGGACAUUUAUUCUUUUGUGGAAAAGAAAAGUCCCAACGCUGGUUGCUAAAUCUCAGUGACCCGAGGGCCCUGGAUUUCCUGCUACAAUUGUCUUCUAAUGCAGAAUCCUGCCUUCACCUUUUCACCCAUAUCCACUUUCCACAGAGAUGAUGGAUAAGGAGGUAUGACUUCAUUCAGUGACAUGACACGCUUCUUUGGGCAGCUCCACUGAGACCUAGUGCCCACUAAAUCCACGACCGAGAAGGAGUCACCACCAUCCACGUAAUACAUUCCCAGGCUUGCUCGCCAGAAACAGGCAGGCAUCCAGGACAUCAGCUCUAUUUUAUACAGGCACUUUCUGAACAAUCAGUGGCCCAAUGCCAUUAGAGAUAUCAUUUGUCACACCGUAAACUCUGCAAAGGAAUUCAAAGGAAGCAAACGCGGAGUACAAAACAAUGAGCACUGAGUCAGAGAUGUGCCUGUCCUUAGAUCUUUCUGGAUGCGAGUUUAUGAAGCUAGUUCUUAGGAUUUCCUCUGCAAGUAGAGGAAAUCCAGUGGAUGAGUUCAAAAGCUUUAAAGAUAUCCUCUCACAUUAAAUAAUUUCUUCUUCUUCUUUUUCUUUAGAUGUGGAAGGGAGAUGAAGAAAAAAGAAAACUCACUCAUUCACGCAAUAAAUAUUUACUGAACUGUGAGGUACCGUUUUAAAUGCGUGGAAUAUAACAGUGAUUGCAUAGACAACUGCCUCAGAGAGUUGACACGCUAGUUGGAGAUAAAGACAAUAAACAAAGAAACUAACAAGUAUACAACGGAAUGUCAGAUUCCUGUGUCAUGUGAGACCAGUUUUGUAGGUUUUGACGGCUCUGUGACUCCAAGAACUAUCCCUGAGAACUGGACUUCUCCUCUGUAGCCAGGAAUGAGGCCUGCCUCGUCUUGGCUUUUGCCUUCUGGAGGAAGAUUGGCUUUCAACAAGGAUUUCUGACCCCUAACUUGGCCGUGCCCACCACUGAUGGAGCAAGAGCAAAAACUGUUGAUCUCAGAUUCUAGUGGCUUCACGGAGAGGGAGAGUUUGAAAAGCCCUUUUCCAGGAGAUGCAAGUAAGAAUCAUUUGGAAACUGUACAACACAACUCCAAGGCAGAUAAAGAGAGCGCCUCAAAACGGUCUAAGAGAGAUGGCCCACAAAAUUGUAAGCAUGAGGAUAUAGAAGAAAGUCCAUUGAUGUGGUCCCAAGGCAAUGAGAUCUGGUGCAGUGAUUCCUAUGAGAAGGUUGGCAAGUCAGAGAAUCAGGGAAAUUCUGCAGGAGAAGAAGAAGAAAAACCCAGUCACUGGGGAUGGGCUCCCGGGGAACGCCGCAGUGCCUCUGUCCAGCAGAAUUCGACCUCCAGGGACAAACCCUACAAGUGUGCUGAAUGUUGGAAAAGUUUCAAUAACAGCUCUCAUUUGCGUAUUCACCAGAGGACCCACUCAGGAGAAAAACCUUAUAAAUGUUCUGAGUGUGGGAAAUGCUUCAGUAACAGCUCUCACCUGAUUCAGCACCUGAGAACACACACAGGAGAGAAGCCCUACCAGUGUGGCGAGUGUGGGAAAAGCUUCAGCAAUACCUCCCAUCUAAUCAUUCACGAGAGGACUCACACGGGAGAGAAACCCUAUAAAUGUCCCGAGUGUGGGAAGAGCUUUAGUAGCAGCUCCCACCUUAUUCAGCACCACAGGUCGCAUACCGGCGAGAAGCCCUACGAAUGUCCCGUGUGUGGGAAAUGCUUCAGCCACAGCUAUGUCCUCAUAGAACAUCAGAGGAUUCACACGGGAGAAAAACCUUAUACGUGUCCUGACUGUGGAAAGAGUUUUAGUCAGAGUUCUAGCCUGAUACGCCACCAGCGGACACACACGGGAGAGAAGCCCUACAGAUGUCUCGAGUGCGGGAAAAGCUUCGGUUGUAAUUCGACUCUCAUAAAGCACCAGAGGAUUCACACAGGAGAAAAACCGUAUCAGUGUACAGAAUGCGGCAAGAGCUUCAGUCGAAGUUCGAACCUAAUCGCACACCGGAAAACACACGCAGGAGAGAAGCCCUGUGAAAGUCCCGAAUAUGAAGAAAGUUUGAGUCGGAACUGCAGUGCGAUAGAAGAGUGUGGACUCCAGCCUGGGGAGAAACCCUACAAGUGUUGUGAGUGCGGAAAGCGUUUCGGUCUCAGCUCCCAUCUCAUUAGACACCAGAGAACACACACAGGAGAGAAGCCGUACAGGUGUUCGGAGUGUUGGAAAACUUUCAGUCAGAGUUCCACCCUGGUGAUUCACCAGAGGACACACACGGGAGAGAGACCUUAUAAGUGUCCCGACUGUGGCGAGGGCUUCAGCCAGAGCUUUAAUCUCAUCAGGCACCGGAGGACUCACGUGGGAGAGAAACCUUACAAAUGCACCGACUGUGACAAGUGCUUCAGCAGAAGUGCCUAUCUCACUCAGCAUCGGAAGAUGCACCUAGAAAAGUCUUUCGAGUCUCCUGAAGUCAAUGAUUUUCCUCCUGGGUGGACUUGGAAAAACUGUCCAGGGGAAAUGGCCCUCAUCUCUUCCUUUUCAGUCCCACGUCCAUCUUCCUCCUGAGUCCCAAAGCCCGUUUAUUAUUAUUAUUAUUAUUAUCAUUAUUAUUAUUUCUUUUCUUGCUGGAUCAUUACAAUUAAGGUGUUGCUACAGAGUUUCUUUGGUUUGUUUGCCAUAAUGUCUGGAAAAAGUCAAGCUCCCAGGUUGGAGGAUGGGAAGGCCCUGAUCACCAGCUCAUUGUAUCUGCCCAGUGGGAGAUGCUUCCAACGAUGGAGAAGAAAUGUUUUUUGAUUUAAGGUAAGAUUGGAAUAGCUUCAAAAGAAAACGUAAAGAGAAAUUCCGGGAAUAAGGACACCUGAGAGCUUGAAGCCAAGCUAGCCCUUGAAUUUCCCUAUUUCCUCUUGCUUGAGUGGGUGGCAGUAAUUCAUUAUUGGCCUCAGGGAGUUAUCCACAGAAAGAUUCGUUUUGAACAAAUAAUGUGAUUCUCUGGCUGUUCUGGUGGGUCUUAAGAAAAGACUCAGUUUUCUAAACACAUUUUUAUUUGCUGAAAAUGAACUUUCAUAGUAUUUAGAACUACACCGGCUAAUCCCGUAGCCACUAGUCACCUGUGGCUAUUUAAAUAAAUUUGUAGUAAGAUUAAAUGACAUUUAAAAUCUGGUUCCUUAGUGGCACUAACUACGUGCCAGGCACUCAGUAGCCACAUGUGACUGGUGGCUGCUGUAUUGAAUAUCAUAUAGAGUUUGUUCUUUCAAGAUUAUCAUUCUUCACAGACUCAUGAAGAUUUCCUAUGAGACUGUAGGAAAUGUGCUAUGAGGUUUUUGCUCCAGAGGAAUUGCAACAUAGACUAGAAAUGGGAUAGAGUUUUUAAGGCACUCCGUCUAGAGAUUGGCCAUUCUAAUGCUUGUAUGUCUUCUGUUCAACCAUCUUGGUAAUCCAGUGAUACGAUCCUGUUGUCUUGGCCAAAACCAGAUUAAGAGGUAGAAUUCUUGAAUUUUGUUAAUAAACUUUGGGCAAAUAGGGACACCUGGGUGGCUGUGUUGGUUAAGCGUCCAACUCUUGGUUUUGGCUCAGGUCAUGAUCUCACAGUUUGGUGAGUUUGAGCCCCACACUGAGCUCUGCGCUUACCGUGUGGAGCCUGCUUGGAAUUCUCUCUCUCUCCCUCUCUGUGCCCCCAUCCCCACUUGUGAUGUCUCUGUCUCUUGCAGAAAUAAUGAACUUUAAACAAAAAUGAAAAAAGAUUUUUGACAAAUAGUCUUUUCCCUUCAGUUUUCUCAUUAUGUAAUUCCUGGUUAGAUCAGAAACUGGGUUCUUUUUCUAAUAUUUAACCCCCUGAAUCUGAGCCAAUGUGCAGGGACAGUGUGCCAUUGGAGACCGAGAUUCCUUACUUCGUCUUGACAGUUUUCUUUUGCCUCUUGACUUAUGGGAUGUAUGGAUCCUCCCUGUUCGCCUGUCCAAUGGAAAUGAUGUUUUGUAAAGUAAUAAGUUAUUUUUUAUGCUCCUGACCCCUAUUUUUUUUUUACUGCCAGUUCAAGGAGUAGAAAGUCAGGACUCCUAAGUUGGUCAGGAUUUCUGGUCUCAUUUUUAGAUUCAAAAUAUAUUUUAUGAAGACUGUCUAUAGAGAUACAAAUUAGGAAUGUGGAGCCAGAAGAGGCCAGUUAGAGCUGCUGCAAAUGCAGAAGGCUGUAGCUGGUAGGUAACGGAAUUGCAUGGGGAUUCUUUCUUCUUUCGUGAUUGUGGUAGUAUGCCUGAUACUGGGGAGUCCAUUAAGUCUUUUCCCGUUGUGACAAGAUUAAAAAAUAAAGCAAAAGUUAACAAAAGACUUAAGAAGCAUUUGGGGUGAUUUUUCUGCUUUCAAGAAGGGGGAGAACAUUAAGUAUCAUUGGCUUUUAUAUGAUCCUCAUCUAAGCAUCUUUUCACCUUUGUAUGUUAGGCAGUAUUGUCCAAAUUGUCUUAAACUCUAAUAUCUGAGGGCAAGUGUUUGCAGUAUUUUACCACAGACAACUAAAAGUGUGAUUAACGUUUGAGAGUUAAAUUUGGGCAUUUGCUGUUGAGGCCGAAAUCCAGUUGCAAGGCAGUAGCUGUUGGAGUGGUACCCAGUCAUCCAUUACGUUGUGUGUGGCCAGUAACCACUCCUAACCUGCGUCCUCAUCUGUAGAGCAGAGGUCAUGCCUGCCUUGCAGGGUUUCUGGAAGGAUUAAGUAAAUGUUUGCAAAGCAGCUAGCACAGUGCUUAAAAUAUUAACGAGGUCUAAAUACAUGGGAAUUAGUUAUUAUUAAUUGAAAUAAAUAGAAAAAUGUCCUCCACACAUUUUCAGAAGUAGCAGUGUAAGCCGUACCUAUCCUACUUGUGAAUUCUUAAUGACCAACCUCAGGAACCCUGACGAAUAAAGAUUUGUAAAAGCACAAGACUGUAGAGUGUUUCAAUUUUGCAGACUUUUGAAGAACGCUUUUAUGUGAUUCGACGUACUGAAUAUUUUUGUUGUUCUUGAAACAAAGGAUUCAGCGUAAGUCAGGAAAGAACAAUAUAGCAAGUUCAAUGUAAGUUAAUUUGUGUCUGAAGACAUUAACAGGUACAGUUUAUGUCCUGUUAGCAUCAUUGACUCUGUUUUAUGAGUGCCCACAAGUACAUAGAACCUAUUUCACAAACCUCAGUGUCUAUAGAAACAUAGAUGUUCACAUUUUAGAUGAAUUAAGAUGGGGUCUCCUCCAUGAAGAAAACAAUUUAGCAAGAAUCCUUAUCUCUUUUGAUUGAAAACUAGGAACACAGAGGAGAGAUUUGUUACUUAUGAGAACAUACUAGUAAAUUUAAUCAUAUUUGAUGCCUGUAUCUCAAUUUCAUUAAUCAGCAAAUGGGUUUUUUAUUUAGCUCCCCAAGAAAUAAAUAUUCUGUAUUCCUUAUUUGUUUUGCCAGCAAAAAGAAUUCUGCACCUGAUUAAAUAAAGCAUUCUUAUUUAAGUGAUUUGUUUCAUAGUUCCUUUUUAACUAAAGAGAAGACUCUUCUGUUCAUUUUCCUACUCAGAGAAAGGGCUUAUAUUUUUUUCCCUACAGUGGAAUGGGGAAAUCCAUGUCAACACAUAGGCUCACAAGUGUCGUGGGGAAUUCAGUCCCUAGCUGCUGUAGAGUCUGCCAGAAGGCAUACAAGCAGUAAGUGUCUUACCAUAGUGCCUGAGCUGAAGGUUUGCUCCCAUCGUUCCAGGCCAUCCAAGCUGGAUCUACCAAAUGAGCCUUGUCCUUAGUGCUCUACAUGUUUCCUCAUUGAUGGUGAGAGGUAGUGGACUAUGGCUUGUGACAGUUGCCCCUCAUGCACUGGUCCAAUAUAUUCCAUCUCUGCCAGUCUCUCACUUUCUGAAAUCAUGGUCGUGACAAAACCGUCAUUGCUUCUUUAUUCUGUAUUUGAGUUUAUGUAAUUCCUUUCGAGCGGUAUCAUCAUUCACUCAGCAAAAAUUUGCCUGAUGCCCAGUACGUGUGCAGCAGGAGUUGAAAUGACGGUGGGAGGGGGAAACGUAUGGAUAGACUGAUAGGAAAAUGUGCAGCUUUUCAGGUGACUACUUUCUCCUUGCCAACUCUUGAACUACAACUUACGCUGAACCCUCCAUCUUCAAAUCUAAUAAUUUGAUAAUCGAAGGAGCUAGAAAUAACUAUAUAGUAAAAUGGGCUAGGUUUGCUCUGUGAAAGCACAAGUGCUUUGUACAUAGUGGCACUCAGUAGUUCUGAGUGGGUAUCAUAUGCUUAUAUGUUUUCUGUUAAUGGCCAGGAAUAUGCCCUUCCAGGAUAUGCCUUCCCAUUAGACUGUCCACUCCCUGAGUGCAGAGAACAGAUUUCAUUUCUGUAAUCCCAGUGCCCGACACAAAGCCUGGCAUGUGAAGUGUUUAGUGGUUUUGGAUGAAAGGCAUUUGCCAGUGGUGAAGUUUACUGGAAUAGGCUGUACAGUCUCAGCGUGCCCCAGGUCCCUUUGACAUCAUUACUUGUCCAGUCCACGGAGUCUGGGCUAGCUCGCAAGUGAAAGUGACAGGCCUGGGAAGCUGGGUCUAUCCUUCACGCUAACCCCUAGAGGACCCUCAACUGUCCCAAUUGUUCCAAAGCCUAUGGAGGGAAGACCUGGGCCUUUAAAUUCACGCUGUCCAGGACAGGUUCAGAGUCUGUUUCACAUUCAUGUUUCAAUCACUUUGUACUCUGUUCUUCGCUUGUAAGAUUUAGUAAGCAGUGAGUGAGGUGAGGUGCCUGGCAUAUUCUAGGUGUUAAGAAAAUACUGUCGUUCUUCCCUGCCCACCCUCAUUUUCUCAUAAUUUUGCUAAGGAUAGGCAAAUGCACAGAAAUUAAUCACUGCCUGAAUUGGUUAUUUCUAGGUUUCUAAAAUAAAGAUAUUAAUAACAUUUAGCUCAUGGGUUUGUGGGGAGGAUCAGUGAGAUACUGUAUGUAAUGUGCUUAUUAGCAUUGCUAAUACCUCAGUGUUAGCUGAUCUGUGAUAAAGUGGCUGUAUACAACCGUGGGUCUUUGAAUCAUCUUUGAAGGUAGCCCCAGAGACAUGGGUGUCCCCUGGGGCCACAAAAAUGGUGCAGUCCUUUUGUUGUCUACCCCAUGGACACGAAGGGGUAUGACUACACACUAGGAGUGUGUAGCAAGCUGAGUGUGUAGGCUAAUAAUGUAGCACAUCAUUAUUUUAUGGCAGCUCUGUGGGCAACUACUGCCUUUUCUAUUUAAAAAUUGCCUUUCCUUUCAUUCCCCAUCUCUUUUAUUUCAUUUUUAUUCUCUUUUACUUCUCUUUGGCCCUAACCUCUUCUGCCUUGUCCUUGCAUAUUUUUUUUCGCCCCACAUGUUGAUUUAUUUUUGAGAGAGAGAGAGUGCAAGUGGGGGAGGGACAGAGAGAGAGUGGCAGGAUUCCAAGUAGGUGCUGACAGCUGAGAGCCUGCUGCAGGGCUUGAACCCACAAACUCUGAGAUCAUGACCUGAGCUGAAGUUGGACGCUUAACCGACUGAGCCACCCAGACGUCCCUUUCCUUACAUAUUCUAACCCAAACUUAGGCUUUUUCUACCCUUUAUUUCGUUUCCCUUUCUUCCCUCUCCUCUCUUCCCCUCCCAGCGAAGUAGGAAUGAGGUCAAAGCUAAAGAUGGUCCAAACACUUGGUUAUAAAGAUCCAGAUGGAAACAUGAUGCUUGGCAAUCAUGACUUCAUGGGAUGUAGCCACUUACAAGCAGAGGUAGCUUGAAAGUGCUAAGUUGGUGAGGUUUGUGAUCUAACAUUGCAUGGCUGGUAAAAUCAGCAGAUAUCCUAGGAUCUGACACUGGGAGGGAUGAUGUGUAAGCUUUGGUUGAAAAAGGAUCAUGAUUAAUUUUGAGUCCUGUUAAGUCAUGUGGAUAAAUAGUCAGAUUAAAGAAAAUGCUAGUUGAUUAGACUGACAAACACAGGUGUAAGAUUUCCCCCUUAAAAUAAUAGCUUACUCUCUAAUUAUUAAAGUAAUACUUAUUGCUGAUUGUAAAAUAUACAGAGAAGUAUAAAGUAAGAAAUGAUGUAAAAGUGUGAAGAUCAAAAGAAAAAUGGCCCGUAAUCAUUUUUUACAGAGAUCACUCACCAUAAAAGUUCUGAGAUCUGUCCCAAUAACUUGUUUUCUAAGCAUAUAUCUGAAUAAAUGUUAAAAAAAAUUGGAUCAUGUGGGGAGUGUGUGUGUGUGUGUGUGUGUGUGUGUAUGUAUGUAUAGUAUUGUGUCUUGAUUUCCUAAUCUUGUUGUCAGUUUACUUGUUUUAAUGAUUAUAAUGUUUUUAAUGACUUCAUAAAAAUAGACUGAAUAAUUAUUAACAAUAACAAUUCAGUUCCGAAUUGUUGGAUGUUGGUGGGUGUUUAUAGUAUUUCUAGCUGUUUGCUAUUAAAAAGAACACUGUUGUGAACAAGG
Messenger RNA from Acinonyx jubatus (cheetah), 8634 nucleotides. It is a transcript of the gene ZNF572, whose product is annotated as zinc finger protein 572. The coding region runs from base 1224 to 2810 and encodes 528 amino acids. The record is from RefSeq and is a predicted model, not a curated record. NCBI's taxonomy places the organism in Eukaryota, Metazoa, Chordata, Mammalia, Carnivora, Felidae. The transcript has 4 exons.